Molecule: messenger RNA, 492 nt
Organism: Theileria annulata
Lineage: Eukaryota; Apicomplexa; Aconoidasida; Piroplasmida; Theileriidae
Product: ATP synthase subunit C, mitochondrial, putative
Exons: 2
Coding region: 1-492 (163 amino acids)
Biological process (GO): proton motive force-driven ATP synthesis; proton transmembrane transport
Molecular function (GO): proton transmembrane transporter activity
Source: RefSeq, a predicted model, not a curated record
AUGUCGCCUUUAAUUAAUGGUUUGGGACGCUCUUUGGUUUUAAGGGGUGGAAUUUCAGCAUUUUCAGGACUCAGAGGCCUGUCUCAAGUUCCUUCCGCCCAUACCACAGUAAAAGGAGUUAUUAAACACGUAAAUUCACCCUUAAGGACCCAAAACUUUAAACGCUUAUCUGUAUUUGAACCCACUCUCAGACACAACUACGCACUCAAUUUUAAUAAAACAGGUUCUUUGGGAAGUUUAACGCCUUAUAAUAACAAGUUCGGAGUGAGAUAUGACGGAGGAGUAGCAACUUUGGGUGCAGCAGUGGCUCUGAUGUCAGUGGGAGGAGUAGCUCAGGGCAUAGGAAAUUUGUUCGCUGCUCUCGUCUCAGGAACAGCCAGAAACCCUUCAAUCAAAGAAGAUUUGUUUACAUAUACUCUUAUUGGUAUGGGUUUUCUCGAGUUUCUUGCCAUCGUUUGUAUUCUCAUGGGCGCCAUCAUGUUAUAUUCUUAA